GGCGCAGAGAGAAUUAGGUGUACAAUAUAUAUUAGGGGGUCCAAUGACUGCUUGCAGUUGGCUGUAUGGAAAGGUAAUCCUAGAUGGAGGCUUUUCCAUUUGAAUUCACCAGUCUCCAUCAUCUUCCUUUCUUUCCUUUCCUUCUCCUCAUGUUAACGCAUAUAUAAAGAUCACAAAUUUCAGACAAUCAGCACAACUUCAAUGGUAUAACCUAUAUACAGUACUUCUCAUUGGUUUCUUUUAAAGAAAAAAUGAUUUCCUCUCCCUUAAAAUAUUCCGCUGUCAUUGUAAUAUUGCUAUAUGCCUUGACCUUUUCAUUUUCGGUGAGUGCACGACCCGCCACUUUUUUACAGGACUUUAAAGUGGCAUGGGCUGACUCUCACAUCAAGCAAAUCGAUGGCGGCAAGGCUAUUCAGCUUAUACUCGACCAAAACUCAGGAUGUGGGUUUGCUUCCAAAAGCAAGUACCUCUUUGGACGUGUUAGCAUGAAGAUCAAGCUCGUUCCUGGCGACUCUGCUGGAACUGUCACCGCCUUUUACAUGAACUCGGACACAGAUAACGUAAGGGACGAGCUAGACUUUGAGUUCUUGGGAAACAGGUCAGGCCAGCCGUACACUGUCCAAACGAAUGUCUAUGUCCAUGGAAAGGGCGACAAGGAACAAAGGAUCAACCUUUGGUUCGAUCCAUCCGCUGAUUUUCAUACCUACACUAUUCUUUGGAACCACCAUCAUACUGUAUUCUACGUGGACUCAGUACCCAUUAGAGUGUAUAAGAACAACGAAGCAAAAGGAAUCCCAUUCCCCAAAUUCCAACCCAUGGGAGUGUAUUCAACAUUGUGGGAAGCCGAUGACUGGGCAACGAGAGGUGGAUUAGAGAAAAUAAAUUGGAGCAAAUCCCCAUUUUACGCAUACUACAAGGACUUUGACAUAGAGGGAUGUGCAAUGCCAGGACCAGCAAAUUGUGCCUCAAAUCCACGCAAUUGGUGGGAAGGAGCUAAUUACCAACAACUCAGUGCUGUGGAAGCAAGGCAAUAUCGCUGGGUUAGAAUGAACCACAUGAUCUAUGAUUAUUGCACUGACAAAUCCAGAAAUCCAGUCCCCCCACCAGAAUGUGUGGCCGGAAUAUGAAACUUUUACAUCAACUGUCCAUUAUUUGUAUACAUAUUAAAUGGUGCAUAUAAUUGGAGCGGUGAUUAAAUUCGGAAACCAGGUGAAAAAGAAUGCUGCAUAUAGAUAUCAGUAUAUAAUCAUCGUUACCGACACUACACAUAUGUCCCUACAAAGAAGGGGGAAGGGGAGAAGAGAAGAAAUUUGUUGUAUUUAAUUUAUGUUGAUAUUGUCAUGGGUCCGUUAAUUAGCUAGCUCAUAUUAUUGAAAGCUCCGUGUUGUUGUGAUUUGUGAACGUGAGAUCUACCGAAGGUCUAAGAGUAGUAAGUGGUGGGCAAAAGUCAAAUGUCAUUUUAUUGCUUUAAUUGGUGUUGUCUGUAUUUGCUGUAAACUGCACGAGAGCCAAUAAUGUUUCUUCUUGCUUGCAUUGUGAAAAGGAUGUGAUGUUUUAUUCUUC
Messenger RNA from Nicotiana attenuata, 1563 nucleotides. RefSeq names its product probable xyloglucan endotransglucosylase/hydrolase protein 7. Gene Ontology annotation, cellular component: cell wall; apoplast. The transcript has 4 exons. Gene Ontology annotation, biological process: cell wall biogenesis; xyloglucan metabolic process. Gene Ontology annotation, molecular function: hydrolase activity, hydrolyzing O-glycosyl compounds; xyloglucan:xyloglucosyl transferase activity. Lineage: Eukaryota; Viridiplantae; Streptophyta; Magnoliopsida; Solanales; Solanaceae. The record is from RefSeq and is a predicted model, not a curated record. The coding region runs from base 252 to 1127 and encodes 291 amino acids.